Molecule: messenger RNA, 3581 nt
Organism: Armigeres subalbatus
Lineage: Eukaryota; Metazoa; Arthropoda; Insecta; Diptera; Culicidae
Gene: Ance-3
Product: angiotensin-converting enzyme
Exons: 11
Coding region: 699-3347 (882 amino acids)
Biological process (GO): proteolysis
Cellular component (GO): plasma membrane
Molecular function (GO): peptidyl-dipeptidase activity; metallopeptidase activity
Source: RefSeq, a predicted model, not a curated record
CGAUCGGUUACGGAUGGUUCGGAAAUAUAUUGUUGACGCGGAUGAAACGGUCGAUAUACGAAACGUGAUAAGGAAGACUUAAUUGUGUCGAAUUGAAGAGAGGCUAUAUGAUCACGCGAAAAUAGGGUGAAAUAUCGAUUAUUGUAAGGGAGUUUGGUUCGAGGUGUUCCUCUAUUAAGGAAAAUGAUCAAGAAGACGAACGUAAUUUAAGGACACCCGUCUAUUUGUGAACUGGUGAAAAGGAGUGUUAGAUAACAAAGAAGAGCAUACAGUGAGUUAACAUGGAUGAGUAAUUUUCAACCUAUAUUGAGAGACGGCGAGUGUCGAUGAAUAUAAGUAGUGUUCAUAUUGAAAGCGGAUUAGUUAUAGUGCACAGUGAAUAUCCUCAGUUUGAACAAACUGAAAUAAAAAAAAAACAAAAGCAAAAAAGUCACAUGUGAAUUGAGAAGUGAGACAACUACGCUACUGUGAAAAUAAGGCAAAACCAUUCAUCCGUUAAGUAGUGCAUCGAACUAAAGUGAAAAUGUUACAAAACAUGAUAUAACCCACAUGAAAUUAGCAUAAUUUUCGGGUAAUACAUUCAGUGAGAGUUCCCUUCGGCUACCAACGCAAAAAAGUACUGUGCCUUGUGAUAAGGUGUGUAACGUUGUCGGCCAACUGAAGACAAGUGUCAUAAAAGUUUCCGUUGGAUUUCGAAAAUGGCCAUGCCCGCUACAUUUCUAAGGGCGUCAUUGUGCGUGAUAGCGAUUUCAAGCGUCAUACUGGGCGAAGCAGAGCCUCAACUGAAUCUGCCGCAGUUUGCUGGUCCGGCCGGUCCCACGGGUAGGCCACAGAUACUACCGAACAGUUACACCGCUGAUCCCGUACAGCAGCAGCAGCAGGAUUCCCGCAAGGAUGGGAACAAUUAUGACCAGAGUCGCAGUGAACGAUUCGGCCCUCCGUACGAGGACGGGGAUGAUGACGAAGAGAAUUAUCCACAGGGAAGGAGCAACGAUGAUCGGCAAAAUAGGCCAUUUUCUUACGACGACCGGAAUCAAUACAACAACGAUUACGACAAUCGGAACCGGAACCGCAAUCCGUACGAUCGCGAUCGCGACCGCAACCGGUUCGUAUCGGACGUAGACAACCCGGACCUCUACCAAAACCGUCAACCGUACAAUCCAAACCAAGACGACCGUUUCCGCAACCCGGACGGGCGUUACAAUCCAAACCAACGGCCCUACAUCAGCGAUGUGGACAAUCCGGAUCUCUACCAGGAUCGUAACCCCUACAACCGUAAUCAGAAUGACGAUCGGUUCGAUCCGAACCGGAGGCCCCAGUUCGGGCCGCCAAACGAACGUGAGUUCAACGGCCGUCCCCGGGAUCCUUUCUUCGAGGGACCGUUUCGCAGCGCCGAAGAGGAGCGACGGUUUCGAGCGGAAACGGAAAAGCUGCGCUCCUUUCUGGCCGACAUCGAUCGGAAGAGUUCGCUCGAGUGCUCGCUCAACGUGGGCGCCCAGUGGAACUUCGAGACCAACGUCAACGAAGCGACCCAAGUGGAAGCGAUUGCAUCCCAGCAACGUUACAACGACUUCCAGCGAUUGCUGUGGGAUCAGAUGAGCCGCAUCGACCAGUCGAAGAUAUUCGACGACAAGUUGUACCGCCAAGUCCGGCUGAUGUCCAUCAUUGGGCCGAGCGCUUUACCACCCGAUCAACUCGAUAGGUACAACCGAAUCGUGAACGACAUGCUGGCAAUCUUCAACGGAGCCGACAUCUGUGCCUUUGAGCGACCGUUCGAGUGCGGUUUGCGGCUUCAGCCCCACUUGAAGGAUAUUAUGGCUAAGAGCAGGGACUGGAAUGAGCUGCAGUACACGUGGUUGGAAUGGCGACGCAAAUCUGGCAGACACAUGCGGGAGUUGUUCGAACAGCUGGUUGAUCUGACCAACGAUGCUGGCCGAGUUAACAAUUUUACAAAUGCUGCUGCCUAUUGGCAGUUUCCGUACGAGUCCAGAAAUUUUCGUGAAGAAAUGGAGCAAGUCUGGAACGAAAUUCUUCCUCUGUACGAAAUGAUUCACGCCUAUGUUCGUCGAAAGUUGCGGGAAUUUUACGGCCCUGACAAGAUCAAUCGGAACGCUCCUAUUCCCGAUCACAUCCUAGGUGACAUGUACGGACAAAGCUGGAACAACAUUUUGGAUGUCGUUAUUCCCUAUCCUGGGCGAAGUUUUUUGGAAGUCACACCGGAAAUGAUCAAACAGGGCUACAACCCACUGGUGAUGUUCCAAAUAGCGGAGGAAUUUUUCGUAUCAAUGAACAUGAGUGCCCUUCCGCCAGAUUUCUGGCUUACGUCGAUCUUGACUCAACCACCAGACAGACCGAUUCUAUGUCAACCCUCUGCGUGGGACUUCUGUAACGGAAAAGAUUACCGCAUUAAGAUGUGCACCUCAGUAACUCAUAAAGAUUUCAUCACCGUUCAUCAUGAACUGGCACACAUCCAGUACUUCCUAAACUAUCGAAACAAACCCAAAGUGUUUCGUGACGGUGCCAAUCCAGGAUUCCACGAAGCAAUCGGCGAUGCGGUAACCCUGUCGGUCGCCUCGCCGAAGCACCUGCAAAAUCUCGGCCUGGUGCAGAAAAACGUGGACGACACGGCCCACGACAUAAAUUUCCUGUUUUCGUUGGCGCUGGAAAAAGUGGUAUUCCUGCCGUUCGCCCUUGCCCUUGAGGCCUGGCGGUACGACAUCUUCGACAAGCGGACCCGGAAGGAGCAGUACAACUGCCACUGGUGGCUGCUGAGAGAGCAAUUCGGAGGUGUGAAACCGCCGGUACUGAGAUCUGAACUUGAUUUUGAUCCCGGAGCGAAGUACCACGUGGCGGCUAACAUUCCGUAUAUCAAAUACUUCUUCUCCAACGUCCUGCAAUUCCAAAUUCAUCGGGCAAUGUGCACAGCUUCCCGCCAGUACGACCCACAGGAUCCCAGUAAACCACUGCACAAGUGCGACAUCUAUCGACAACCGGCGGCAGGAAACAUACUAAAGCAAUUGAUGGAACGGGGCGCAUCUGAACCGUGGCAGCAGGUUCUUCAGGAGGUGAUUGGCGAAGGACGGCUCGAUGGGACGGCCCUGCGGGAGUACUUUAGGCCGCUGGAGGAAUGGCUGCGGAAUGAGAAUCUCCGCACGAACGAGUUCGUCGGUUGGAUCUACGAUGGGGAUUACUGCAAGCACAGCAUCGAGACGGCCAACCUGCAGGUGUACGGAGGGUUCUACAACGGCGGUAUGCAGCUGCAACUCAGUGUGACACUGCUGAUUGGGUUGCAUCUCUUUGUCCAGGCGUAUGUGCACCAGCUGAGAUUGGUUCGAGUUAAUCUGUAGUUUGUUGGCAAACCGUGAAAUUAAGGCAUUUUUGUAGUUGAAUAGGUAUUUAGUCAUUAUAAAUAGAAUAAAAACGAAAUUGAAUUAUUUUGGAAAAUAAUUUCUACAUAAUACGCAUUCAAGCAUUGUUCCACGACACAUUUUCAGUUCAUUGUCGUUCGUUAGGAAACGCACACUCCAUCACGCAAUUGCAAAGCCUUACAGCCCCGUGAUAUUAAUCCAAUAAAAUCAUAU